Molecule: messenger RNA, 1160 nt
Organism: Puma concolor (puma)
Lineage: Eukaryota; Metazoa; Chordata; Mammalia; Carnivora; Felidae
Gene: NFYA
Product: nuclear transcription factor Y subunit alpha
Biological process (GO): regulation of DNA-templated transcription
Cellular component (GO): CCAAT-binding factor complex
Molecular function (GO): DNA binding; DNA-binding transcription factor activity
Source: RefSeq, a predicted model, not a curated record
AUGGAGCAGUAUACAGCAAACAGCAAUAGUUCGACAGAGCAGAUUGUUGUGCAGGCUGGACAGAUUCAGCAGCAGCAGCAGGGUGGUGUCACUGCUGUCCAGUUGCAGACUGAGGCCCAGGUGGCAUCCGCCUCAGGCCAGCAAGUCCAGACCCUCCAGGUAGUCCAGGGGCAGCCAUUAAUGGUACAGGUCAGUGGAGGCCAGUUAAUCACAUCAACUGGCCAACCCAUCAUGGUCCAAGCUGUCCCUGGUGGACAAGGUCAAACCAUCAUGCAAGUACCUGUGUCUGGGACACAGGGUUUACAGCAGAUACAGUUGGUCCCACCUGGACAGAUCCAGAUCCAGGGCGGGCAGGCUGUGCAGGUGCAGGGCCAGCAGGGCCAGACCCAGCAGAUCAUCAUCCAGCAGCCCCAGACGGCAGUCACUGCUGGCCAGACCCAGACCCAGCAGCAGAUUGCGGUCCAGGGCCAGCAAGUGGCUCAGACUGCUGAAGGGCAGACCAUCGUCUAUCAGCCAGUUAAUGCAGAUGGCACCAUUCUGCAGCAAGUCACAGUCCCUGUUUCAGGCAUGAUCACCAUCCCAGCAGCCAGUUUGGCAGGAGCACAGAUUGUUCAGACAGGAGCCAACACCAACACCACCAGCAGUGGACAGGGGACUGUCACUGUGACACUACCAGUGGCAGGCAAUGUGGUCAAUUCAGGAGGGAUGGUCAUGAUGGUGCCUGGUGCUGGCUCUGUGCCUGCUAUCCAAAGAAUCCCUCUCCCUGGGGCAGAGAUGCUGGAAGAAGAGCCUCUCUAUGUGAAUGCCAAACAGUACCACCGUAUACUGAAGAGGAGGCAAGCCCGGGCUAAACUAGAGGCUGAAGGGAAAAUUCCAAAGGAAAGAAGGAAAUACCUGCAUGAGUCUCGGCACCGUCACGCCAUGGCUCGGAAGCGGGGUGAAGGUGGACGGUUUUUCUCUCCAAAGGAAAAGGAUAGUCCCCAUAUGCAGGAUCCAAACCAAGCAGAUGAAGAAGCAAUGACACAGAUCAUCCGAGUGUCCUAACCCCAGGCCACGUGAGGGAGCAGAUUAAGGUUAUGUUCCUCGCCACUGUUUCCCACUGUUCCAGGAAAUUGAUCACCUCUUCCGAUGGGACACUGACGAUUAUGUUCUGCCCUUUU